AUGCCUUCACCUUCAAUCACAUCCCACUUGCACCCCACCCAUGGCUUCCACCCAUCCUCAAUAACCACCCUAACUCUCCUGCACCACCACCAAAAUUGCACUAUCCAUCUAUACUACACGCUUCCCCCUCAAAUAUUCGUCGAUCCCCAUGAACUAGCCCUUCGACGUGCUUCGUAUGCUUACAGGCAUUGGGGAAGUACGGAGCUUGAGAAGCCUGCACAUGCGUUGGAUACAGGGGAGGCGGAUACGGAGGUGCUUAUUAUUUCUGAGGACACGAAGUUCCUCGUUGGCGUUGACGGUACGGACACGGUAGCGCAAAGGGAGGUGACGGUUGAUGUUCCCAUGCAUUUGCGCUAUGGACGUCCGAGCGCGAGUGGGGGGUACGAGGAGGUUCAGCUGAGGUGGCCUACUGCUUUCUUUCUCUGUCCCAGCGACUCGUCCUCGUCAGACCAUCUACCCUCACAUUUGUGUCCUGAUCUCAGCCUUCCAACUCACGUUCUCAACUCCUUGCCCCCCAAGAAGAGUUGUUUCCCUGUUCACCCCCUUCCAAGUUCUGGCCCCAAUAGUAACACUAUUCUACUACCACUAGGAAACACGGCCCACCUCGCAGCCGUUGAGAUAGGCACGGCGGCCGUCAUACUCGCGUGCUUUUUCUGGCUUGUGAAAGUGGCUUGGGACACGGCGGGAAGGUUGAACGCGAAGAGGAGGAAUUCAAAGCGGGAGUAG
Messenger RNA from Laccaria bicolor S238N-H82, 726 nucleotides. RefSeq lists its product as uncharacterized. Gene Ontology annotation, cellular component: glycosylphosphatidylinositol-mannosyltransferase I complex; endoplasmic reticulum membrane. Gene Ontology annotation, biological process: GPI anchor biosynthetic process; protein processing. Bases 1 to 726 code for a protein of 241 amino acids. The record is from RefSeq and is a predicted model, not a curated record. Gene Ontology annotation, molecular function: mannosyltransferase activity. Lineage: Eukaryota; Fungi; Basidiomycota; Agaricomycetes; Agaricales; Hydnangiaceae. The transcript has 2 exons.